CCGGCCACCUGCGCCACCCGGGCGGCCCGCGGCCGCCGCGCCUCGCCGCCGCCGCCGCCGCCGCCGCCGCCGGGCGGUGCCUGGGAAGCCGUGCGCGUCCCCCGGCGGCGGCAGCAGCGGGAGACGAGGGGCGCCGCGGAGGAGCCGAGCCCGCCGAUCCGGGCGCUCUAUUUCAGCGGGCGAGGCGAGCAGCUGCGCCUGCGGGCCGACCUCGAGCUGCCCCGGGACGCGUUCACGCUGCAAGUGUGGCUGCGAGCGGAGGGGGGCCAGAGCUCUCCGGCGGUGAUCACAGGGCUAUAUGACAAAUGUUCUUAUGCCUCACGUGACCGAGGAUGGGUCGUGGGCAUUCACACCGUCAGUGACCAAGGCAACAGAGACCCACGCUACUUUUUCUCCUUGAAGACAGACCGGGCCCGGCAAGUGACCACCAUCAAUGCCCACCGCAGCUACCUCCCAGGCCAGUGGGUACACCUGGCUGCCACCUACGACGGGCGGCUGAUGAAGCUCUAUGUGAACGGUGCCCAGGUGGCAACCUCUGGGGAGCAGGUGGGUGGCAUUUUCAGCCCACUGACCCAGAAGUGUAAAGUCCUCAUGCUGGGAGGCAGCGCCCUGAACCACAACUACCGGGGCUACGUGGAGCGCUUCAGCCUGUGGAAGGCGGCCAGGACGCAGCGCGAGGUCCUGCUGGACAUGGAGACCCGCGGCCUCCACGCUCCUCUACCUCAGCUCCUCCUGCAGGAGAACUGGGACAACGUGAAGCGCGCCUGGUCCCCCAUGAAGGACGGCAGUAGCCCCCGCGUGGAGGCCAGCAGCGCCCGUGGCUUCCUGCUGGACACGAGUCUGGAGCCUCCUCUGUGCGGGCAGACGCUGUGUGACAACCCCAAGGUCAUCUCCAGCUACAACCAGCUGCCGCGUUUCCGCCGGCCCAAGGCGGUGCGCUACCGCGUGGUCAACCUCCACGACGAUGGCCGCGAGAACCCCACGGUGAGCCGCCAGCAGAUCGAUUUCCAGCACCGGCAGCUGGCCGAGGCCUUCAAGCACUACAACAUCUCCUGGGAGCUGGAGGUGCUGGAGGUGAGCAACUCAUCCCUGCGCCGCCGCCUCAUCCUGGCCAACUGCGACAUCAGCAAGAUCGGGGACGAGAACUGCGACCCCGAGUGCAACCACACGCUGACCGGCCACGAUGGCGGGGACUGCCGCCACCUGCGCCACCCCGCCUUCGCCAAGAAGCAGCAGAACGGGGUGUGCGACAUGGACUGCAAUUACGAGCGNUUCAACUUCGACGGCGGGGAGUGCUGUGACCCCGAGAUCACCGAUGUCACCAAGACCUGCUUCGAUCCCGACUCUCCGCACAGAGCAUACUUGGAUGUUAAUGAGCUGAAGAACAUUCUUAGACUGGAUGGAUCAACACACCUCAAUAUCUUCUUUGCAAACUCCUCGGAGGAGGAAUUGGCAGGAGUAGCAACUUGGCCGUGGGACAAGGAGGCCCUAAUGCAUUUAGGUGGCAUUGUCUUGAAUCCAUCUUUCUAUGAUGGCAUUCCUGGGCACACCCACACCAUGAUCCAUGAGAUCGGGCACAGCCUGGGCCUCUAUCACAUCUUCCGAGGCAUCUCGGAAAUCCAAUCUUGCAGUGACCCCUGCAUGGAGACAGAGCCCUCCUUUGAGACCGGAGACCUCUGCAGUGACACCAACCCAGCCCCAAAGCACAAGUUCUGCGGUGACCCGGGGCCAGGGAACGACACCUGUGGCUUUAACAGCUUCUUAAACACUCCGUACAGCAACUUCAUGAGCUAUGCAGAUGACGACUGCACUGACUCCUUCACGCCCAAUCAAGUCGCCAGAAUGCACUGUUACCUGGACCUGGUGUACCAGAGCUGGCAGCCCUCCAGGAAGCCGGCGCCUGUCGCCCUUGCCCCCCAGAUCGUGGGCCACACGACCGGCUCUGUGAUGCUGGAGUGGUUCCCGCCCAUCGACGGCCACUUCUUUGAAAGUAUUCGAAGGUCCGGAGCCUGUGCGCCGCAACAGUGAGAGGGUCAUCCAGAUGUUGAACAACCCUGUAAGUCCAGUGUCCGCACCUGGAGCCCAAAUUCAGCUGUCAACCCACACACAGUCCCUCCAGCCUGCCCUGAGCCACAAGGCUGCUACCUUGAACUGGAAUUCCACUACCCCUUGGUCCCUGAGUCUUUGACCAUCUGGGUGACCUUCGUGUCCACUGACUGGGACUCCAGUGGGGCUGUCAAUGACAUCAAACUGUUGACUGUCAGUGGGAAGAACAUCUCCCUGGGCCCUCAGAACGUCUUCUGUGAUGUCCCACUGACCAUCAAACUCCGGGAUGUGAGCGAGAAGGUGUUUGGCAUCCAGAUCUACACGUUGGAUGAGCACUUGGAGAUAGAUGCGGCCAUGUUGACCUCUGUUGCAGACACCCCACUCUGCCUGGAGUGUAAGCCCUUGCAGUACAAGGUGGUCCGGGAUCCUCCUCUCCAGGUGGACGUGGCCUCCACCCUACACUUCAAUAGAAGAUUCACAGACAUGGAUCUAAAUCUUGGCAGUGUGUACCAGUACUGGGUCAUCACUAUUUCAGGAAACGAAGAGAGUGAGCCAUCACCUGCUGCCACUUACAUCCAUGGAAGUGGGUACUGCGGUGAUGGCAUCAUCCAGAAAAGCCAAGGUGAAGAAUGUGAUGACAUGAAUAAGAUCAAUGGGGAUGGCUGCUCCCUUUUCUGCCGACAGGAAGUUUCCUUCAAUUGCAUCGAUGAACCCAGCCGGUGCUAUUUCCAUGACGGUGAUGGGGUAUGUGAGGAGUUUGAACAAAAAACUAGCAUCAAAGACUGUGGUGUCUACACGCCCCAGGGGUUCCUGGAUCAAUGGGCAUCCAACGCUUCCGUAUCCCAUCAAGACCAGCAGUGCCCCGGCUGGGUCAUCAUCGGCCAACCAGCAGCAUCCCAGGUGUGUCGAACCAAGGUGAUAGAUCUCAGUGAAGGCAUUUCCCAGCAUGCCUGGUACCCUUGCACCAUCAGCUACCCGUACUCCCAGCUGGCUCAGACCACUUUCUGGCUCCGGGCGUACUUUUCUCAGCCAAUGGUUGCUGCGGCUGUCAUUGUCCACCUGGUGACCGAUGGGACCUAUUAUGGGGAUCAAAAGCAGGAAACCAUCAGCGUCCAGCUGCUUGACACCAAAGACCAGAGCCACGAUCUAGGCCUCCAUGUUCUGAGCUGCAGGAACAAUCCCCUGAUUAUCCCUGUGGUCCACGACCUCAGCCAGCCCUUCUACCACAGCCAGGCGGUACGUGUGAGCUUCAGUUCACCCUUGGUUGCCAUCUCGGGGGUGGCCCUCCGUUCCUUCGACAACUUUGACCCCGUCACCCUGAGCAGCUGCCAGAGAGGGGAGACCUACAGCUCUGCCGAGCAGAGCUGCGUGCACUUCGCAUGUGAGGCCGCUGACUGCCCGAAGCUGGCUGUGGAGAACGCUUCUCUCAACUGCUCCAGCAGUGACCGCUACCACGGUGCCCAGUGCACUGUGAGCUGCCGGACGGGCUACGUGCUCCAGAUACAACGGGAUGAUGAGCUGAUCAAAAGCCAGACAGGACCCAGUGUCACGGUGACCUGCACGGAGGGCAAGUGGAACAAGCAGGUGGUGUGUGAGCCAGUGGACUGCGGCGUCCCGGACCAGCACCACGUCUACGCUGCCUCGUUCUCCUGCCUUGAGGGCACCACGUUCGGCAGCACAUGCUCCUUCCAAUGCCGCCACCCAGCGCAGCUGAAAGGCAACAACAGUCUCCUGACCUGCAUGGAGGAUGGGCUGUGGUCCUUCCCAGAGGCCCUGUGCGAGCUCCUGUGCCUGGCCCCACCCCCAGUGCCCAACGCAGACCUCCAGACGGCCCGCUGCCGGGAGAACAAGCACAAGGUGGGCUCUUUCUGCAAGUACAAGUGCAGACCUGGAUACCACGUGCCCGGCUCCUCCCGGAAGUCAAAGAAACGGGCCUUCAAGACCCAGUGCACCCAAGAUGGCAGCUGGCAGGAGGGGGCUUGUGUUCCGGUGACUUGUGACCCUCCUCCACCGAAAUUCCACGGGCUCUACCAGUGCACUAAUGGCUUCCAGUUCAACAGCGAGUGCAGGGUCAAGUGUGAAGAUAGCGAUGCCACCCAGGGGCCCGGGAGCAACGUCAUCCACUGCCGGAAAGAUGGCACCUGGAGCGGCUCCUUCCGCGUCUGCCAGGAGAUGCAAGGCCAGUGCUCAGCCCCGGACCAGUUCGACAGCAAUCUGAAGCUGCAGUGCCCCGCGGGCUACGCCAUCGGGUCAGAGUGUGCCACCUCAUGCCUGGACCACAACAGCGAGUCCAUCAUCCUGCCAGUGAACGUGACCGUCCGUGACAUCCCCCACUGGAUGAACCCCACGCGGGUGGAGAGAGUUGUCUGCACAGCUGGUCUGAAGUGGUAUCCUCACCCUGCUCUGAUUCACUGUGUCAAAGGCUGUGAGCCCUUCAUGGGAGACAAUUACUGUGAUGCCAUCAACAACCGAGCUUUCUGCAACUAUGACGGUGGGGAUUGCUGCGCUUCUACGGUGAAAACCAAAAAGGUCACCCCCUUCCCUAUGUCUUGUGACCUACAGGGUGACUGUGCUUGUCGGGACCCCCAGGCCCAAGAACACAGCCGGAAAGACCUCCGAGGAUACAGCCAUGGCUAAGGAAGGACAAGGAGUUGUCAAAGAAUUCCCAGUGCCAGGACCCGCAUCCCUUUGGUAUUGAUUUCACAGUCAGCUGCUCAACGGAAUGGCCUCUCCACACCAGGGAUCCUUAGCACCCAACCGGUCUGCCUUUAAUUUCACCCAGG
This is a messenger RNA of Lipotes vexillifer (Yangtze River dolphin), 4829 nucleotides long. It is a transcript of the gene PAPPA, whose product is annotated as pappalysin 1. NCBI's taxonomy places the organism in Eukaryota, Metazoa, Chordata, Mammalia, Artiodactyla, Lipotidae. The transcript is spliced from 25 exons. The annotation marks the transcript as partial. Gene Ontology annotation, molecular function: metalloendopeptidase activity. Gene Ontology annotation, biological process: cell surface receptor signaling pathway; proteolysis. The record is from RefSeq and is a predicted model, not a curated record.